GUUGUCAUAAGCCGAGCAGUCGCUGAAGCAAACGUGUGCUCCCUCGUUCCUCAUAGUCAAAGAAACCUUGUGGGAAUCCUGGGAGAAGAAUGGAGGACAACGCUGACUUCACCAGGGAUUCCUUCUUCUUUUCUUCCUGAUCCCACUUGCAGUCAAACUAGGAACUAAAAACAGAUGGACUUUUCGAGAGCUUAGUUCAGUCCCCUGCUGGGAUCCAUCAGUAGGAUCUCCUAUCUGGACUUGGGGAGAUCAGGUAACAUGACCGUCUCCGGCACAUGUUAGAGGUCAGCGUGCCGGAGGGUUUCCAGAAGCCAAGGUGAAGAUGCCAGGUAUCCUGGUGGCCUCCAACAUGAAGUCUGGACUCCCCAAGCCCGUGCACAGCGCGCUGCCCAUCCCUCAGGUCAGCAGGAGACCGCCAGCUCUCACUCUGCCCGUGAAGACCCACAUCCCGUCUUGGAGCCAGCAUCCGAGGGGCCCCAUGUUGGGGUCGGAGAUCCGGAGGAACGCUCAGAUCUACACCGACUGGGCCAACCACUAUCUGGCAAAGUCGGGACACAAGCGGCUGAUCAAGGACCUGCAGACGGACGUUGCAGACGGCGUCCUCCUGGCUGAGAUCAUACAGGUCGUAGCCAAUGAGAAGCUGGACGACAUCAACGGCUGCCCCAAGAGCCGCUCUCAGAUGAUUGAGAACAUUGACGUGUGCCUCAGUUUCCUGGCAGCCAAAGGAGUCAACAUCCAGGGACUCUCUGCAGAGGAGAUUCGGAAUGGCAACCUGAAAGCCAUCCUCGGCCUCUUCUUCAGCCUGUCCCGCUUCAAGCAGCAGCAGCAGAGGCAGAACCCCCAGCAGGGCCCGGCACCUCCAUCCCAGUCUCGGAGUGCCCCCCCUCCCCUGAGCCAGCAGAGCAGCGCUCCAGCUCCCCUCAGCCAUUCUCCGCAUGGGACUCCAGCACACACAGCCCAGAAAGCAGCACAGGCCGAGAUGCAGUCCAGGACCGGCUCUCAGAGUAAACUGCUCAAGUUUUCCCUCGGUCAAAAAAAGUCGUCUAGGCUCCCCGGGCCCACGACGAGGGUGUCCACUGCAGGCGGGGACAUGGCUCCAAGAGGCUCGCUGACCGCCGCCUGCAACAGACGCAGCCAGGCCUUCAGUGACAAGACCAAAGCCAGCUCGCUGCUGAACAAAGAUUGCUCGGAGGGCAUGGCCUCGCAGCCGCCGCUGAUCACGAAUGAGAAUGCGGCUUCGACUGCGGUGACCAUCGGCUCCUCCGCCAACAUCCCCGCCACGCUGGUUCUGGCCUCGUCGUCUUCGUCGUCCUCCACGGCCAUCCCCCACCCGAACAGCAACAGCAAGCCUUGGAGGAGCAAGUCCAUGAGCUCCAAGCAAGCCUCUCAAGCCCCCUCCUCCGCCGGUGCCAUGCAAUCAACCAAACAAGAGACCUCCUGUAAGGCCGAAGCUCCUCCUAAGGCUGCCACGCAGAAGUCAAUGCUGGAGAAGCUGAAGCUCUUUAACAGCAAAGGAGGCUCCAAAUCAAACGGAGUAGGUGCACAGAGCGAUCAUGCGGCGCCGGGCAUGCAGGUGGAGAGAGCAGAGACGGGCUCGAACACCGACCCCCUUGAAGAAGACGACGGAAACAUCCGCCCGGGGAUGAACGGAGCAGGCGCUCAUGUUGCCGUCACCGCCAGCAGCCCCAAAAUGGCCUUGAGGGGCAUCGCCCAGCGCACUUUCAGCAGAGCUCUGACCGCCAAAAAGAGCUCAGUCAAAGGCCCGGAGAAGGACAAGGACAAGGACAAGGGGAAGGAGAAAGGUAAGGAUGUGGGAAAACGCCUCUCCAUGCAGGAAAGGACAGAACUCAGGGGAGAGGAGGCCAAGGAGGAAGUGGUUGCUGGAGAUUCGGACAGCUCAAACAAAAAGACCUCGAAAAUCGCCAGCUUCAUCCCCAAAGGGGGUAAAAUGGCCAAAAAGGACAAUUCCACCCCUGCACACAGCGGAAUACCAAAGCCAGGAGGGAAAACCCCGGCCGGGGGUAAAGCCUCGUCAGCGGCGGCGAAGGAGGCCGGGGAGAGACCGAGGAGCAUGAGGCUCGGUGGCGGCCUGGCCACGCACCGGGGUUCUUCGGAAAAGGACGGCAAACACUCCAGCUCUACCUCCGGCCCUCACGCCGCGGACGGGAAGACGGGCUGCGCCUCUGCGGCCGGAGGUGGGAACACGCAGAGCACGGCCUGCAACACCGUCAGCGUGCAGCUACCUCAGAACCAACAGCACCACAGUCACCCCAACAUGGCCACCGUCGCACCUUUCAUGUACAGAUCUCAAAACGAGGCCGAGGGAGUCGUGAGCAGCGAGUCCAGUUCAGGAAGCAGAGGGGAUGUUUCCUUCAGCAAGACCAACCAGCCGUCAAUCGAGGACCUUUCAGGUGAAGACCCAGAGACCAGGCGACUGCGGACUGUCAAAAACAUUGCAGAUCUGCGGCAGAACUUGGAGGAGACCAUGUCCAGUUUGCGGGGAACUCAGGCCACACACAGCACCUUGGAAACCACGUUCGAUGGCAGCGUCACCACGGAUGUCAGCAGCGGCAGCAACACCAGCGGAGGAGGACGAAGCAUCCUCAGUCUCACCUCCUCCCGGCCCUCCUUGUCGUCAUGGAGACUGGGCCAGUCCAGCCCUCGUCUCCAAGCGGGCGACGCCCCCUCGGUGGGGAACGGCUACGCGGGCCGGGCGGCCGGCGUCCAAGCGGGCCGCUACUUGUACCCGGGACACCUCCGGCGACAGCUGGCUGGCCGCAGCGGAAGCCUCGGCAGCGCGGAGCUCGGAGACAGACCCGGGGAGGACGUGGACCUGGACGGGUUAGCCAUGGAGGUCACCGGCUACAUGAGCGAUGGAGAUGUCCUGAGCAAGAACGCCACGCGCGCGGAUGACGUCGCCAGCGGCUACAUGACGGAUGGGGGUUUGAGUCUGUACACGCGGCGCUUGAACCGGCUGCCAGACAACAACAUGUCUGCUGUUCGAGAGACGCUGCAUCGGAACACAUCUUCAGGACAGGGAGAUGCUGACAGUUGGGAUGACAGCAGCUCGGUGAGCAGUGGCAUCAGCGACAACAUCGACACCGAUGACAUCAACACCAGCUCAUCCAUCUCCUCCUACGCCAACACACCUGCAGCCCAGCGCAAAGGCUUCAGCAUUCAGCCCGUGACAGAUGCAGAGAAGCACUCGGCCUCCACAGCGGUGCACCAGACCUGGUCAGCAGACGAGGUGAAGAGGCCAGACGGAGGGUCGGACAGCGGGGUCAAAAUGGAGUCGGGCUCCAAGUGGAGCCGCCGUAACCCCUCUGAUGUCUCAGAUGAGUCGGACAAGGGCGGAUCGGGGAGAAAGAACCCCUCCGUGUCUCACACAGGGUCUUGGAGGAGAGGCAUGAGCACUCAGGUGGGGGUGACUUCCCCCAGGACCAAAAGCAGCAGUAGCAGCACAAGUUCAGUCACCCCCAAAACCCACACUUCAGGUAAAACGGAUGAUAUCAAGGUGUCCGAGAAGGGCCGUCUCUCUCCACGUUCAAACGGCCUUCACCGGUCGCCCUCUGAUGCAGGACGCGUCAGCGGUGACGAAGCGAAGAAACAAUCAAUGUCCAGCAGCCACACAGCGACUCCCAGCUCCCUCACGCACACUGUUUCUGACCACCAGACACAUGCCUCCCGCACCCCGACCAGCACAUUCGGCUUCAAGAAGCAGGGCCACGGCAUGGUAACCAUGGUAACCGCCAGCGGGGCCACCAUUACCAGCGGCUCGGCCACCCUGGGGAAAAUUCCCAAAUCCGGAGCACGGUCGCUGGCAGGAUUAAAGGCAGGUGGGCAGGACGGGGGAUUGCUGCUCGGCCACCACGACGACGGCUUCCUCCCCGCCGGUGCCCGCUCUACUCUGCAGUACCGCAGCCUCCCGAGGCCCAGCCGCUCAGGGUCGGUCGCCCGCAACGGCAACCGCUCCUCCACCAGCAGCAUCGAGGCCGCCGUCCUCUCAGUGACCUCACAUGGGAAGAACUCAAUCGGCAUUGCCAAGGCCAACGGCUCGCUCGGUCCGCUGGCGAAUCAGACCGAUCGAGAGAAGGGGGUCUCAGAGACCGACAACCUCAGGAGUGCAGGAGCAGCAACUGUUCCUCUGACAGGAAGACAGCAGGUUUCAUCGCCCACACUACGCAGGUUGUUUGGUGGGAAGAGCAGCAAACAGGGUCCAGUCACCACUGUUGACAACAUGAAGAACUCCACCGUUAUCUCCAACCCACACGCCACCAUGAGUCAUGUGACCACAGUGAUGGAGUCCCCCGAUGGAGGACUGGGAGGCGUUGACAGUGAGACCUUCAGCCCCAUGUUUGGAGGCAGAGUGACAGGAUCCGGCACAGGGACACUCGGUAGCGAGCAGGCCUCCAGUCCCGGCUCAGUCUACUCCUCAACGGGGCCUUCUAACAGCCUCACAUGGGGCACCACGUUCAGCGGCUCCUCUGCCCAGAGCAGGGAGAGCACACUGGGCGGGCACGGCGGCACAAGCAGCAUGGGCUACCCUUCCGUGAGCAGCAUGCACACCAGCAGCGAGUCCAUCGACAUGAGCCUGGGCAGCGCAGGGGGGGGAGGCCACGGGACCCACAGAGAGGACACCCUGUCCGCCCUGGGUCGCACUGGCAGCGUCAAGGCGGGCAUGACGGAAAGCCCCAUCUCUUCCCCCUCCGCUAGCCCUAAAUUCAGCCGAAACACUCUACCUCGGAGGCAGGACAGUGGGCCUCUUUGUGGUAGAAACACUCUGCCUAAGAAGGGACUCAGGUACGGGCCACCCCCCCAGCUGCGGAGCCAUGAGGAGGCCCGUGAUUGGCUACGCUCCCACUCCACCAGCGGGCUGCAGGAGUCAGCCAGUAAUUCCCCUUUUUCCCCUGGAUCCAGCCUCACGUCCCCCUCCGGGACACGCUUCAACUUUGGACAGCUCGCAUCCAGCCCGACGUCCACAGCUCAGAUCAAUCUGACGGGUCUGCGUAACAACAGCCUGACCAACCAGGAUGUCACUUUUGACCCUUGCACCGACAACCGCCUGAGAAACUCCUGCAUGUCCUUGGAUGAAAAGACUCGCACCAUGAGCAGAUCAGGCUCUUUCCGGGAUGGCUUUGAGGAAGUCCAUGGCUCGUCCCUGUCUCUGGUCUCCAGCACCUCCUCCAUGUACUCCACGAACGAGGAGAAGUCUCAGUCAGAGAUCCGCAAGUUACGCCGGGAGCUGGAUGCCUCCCAGGAGAAAGUUUCCGCACUAACAACACAGUUGAGCGCUAACGCUCACCUGGUGGCAGCGUUUGAGCAGAGUCUGGGCAACAUGACCAUCAGGCUGAAGAGUCUCACUUUAACUGCUGAGCAGAAGGACUCUGAGCUGAAUGAGCUGAGGAAGACUAUUGAGCUGCUGAAGAAGCAGAACGCCGUGGCUCAGGCCGCUAUCAAUGGGGUCAUCAACACACCUGAGCUCACACCUAAAAUGGACAAGACAGCAGGGAGUAACGGCAGCCUCCAUCAGCAGCAUCAUCAGCAUCAUCAGCAGCCCGACCUGCGCAUCAGGAGGCAGCACUCCUCCGACAGUGUCAGCAGUGUGGCCAGCGCCACCAGCCACUCCAGUGUGGGCUCCAACAUGGACGUAGAUGCUAAAAAUAAGAAGAAAAACAAGAAGAAUUGGCUGCGAAGCUCCUUCAAACAGGCCUUCAGCAAAAAGAAAUCUCCCAAAUCGGCCUCAUCCCACUCCGACAUCGAAGAGAUGACCGAUUCCUCGCUGCCUUCCUCCCCGAAGCUGCCUCACAACGGCACUACGGCGACCAACCACAUGCUCAGGAACACCCACUCCAACACGCUGUUGUCGGAGUGUCUGGACAGCGAGGCGGAGACGGUGAUGCAGCUGCGGAGCGAGCUCAGGGAAAAGGAGAUGAAACUGACUGAUAUCCGCUUGGAGGCGCUCAGCUCCGCCCAUCAGCUGGACCAACUCCGAGAAGCCAUGAACCGCAUGCAGGUGGAGAUUGAAAAGCUGAAGUCUGAGAACGACCGUUUGAAGCUGGAGACUCAGGGCAGCAGGGCGGGCUCCCAGGUCUCCAUCUCCUCCUCACCUCCCCCUCACACACACGGCCAGGCGCCGGGGCCCAACGCGGGGCUCUCCCAGCACAGCCUCAACCUCGCCACCAGCGAGUCCACCAGUCUGGACAUGCUGUUGGACGACACGGGCGGGGAGGGUGCAACGAGGAAAGAGGGUCGUCUGGUGAAGAUCAUCGUCAGCCUUGAUGAGGACCGUUUGUGGGGGGAGGAGGCUCGGUGUCGGAACUUUCUGAUCGGGUGCAUCGGUGUCAGCGGUAAAACCAAAUGGGACGUGUUGGAUGGAGUAGUCCGCCGCCUGUUCAAGGAGUACAUCACCCAUGUGGAUCCAGUGAGCCAGCUUGGCCUCAACUCGGACUGCGUUGAGGGUUACAACAUUGGAGAGAUUCACCGGCCUCGCAGCGCCAACGCCGCUCACACCCCUGAGCUGCUACCUUGUGGCUACCUGGUGGGAGACAGCAACACCAUCAACAUCCAGCUGAAAGGCGUGAGCAGCGACAGCGUGGACUCGCUGGUGUUUGACACUCUGAUCCCCAAGCCCAUGCUGCAGCGCUAUGUCUCUCUGCUGAGGGAGCACCGGCGGGUCAUCCUGUCUGGACCCAGUGGCACCGGGAAGACAUACCUGGCCAAUCAGCUGUCUCGACACUUGCUGCUUCUGGAGGGCCGACCUCUGACCCCACACGCUGUGGUCACUUUCAACGUGGACCACAAAUCCAGCAAGGAGCUUCGUCAGUACCUGUCAGGUUUAGCAGAGCAGUGCAGUGGCAUGACAGGCAUGGAGAGCCCUCUAGUGGUCAUCCUGGACAACCUGCACCACAUCAGCUCCUUGGGCGAGAUCUUCAACGGCCUCUUCAACUGCAGCCACCAGCACUGCCCAUAUAUCAUCGGCACAAUGAGUCAAGCGACAUCAUCUGCACCCAACUUGCAGCUUCACCACAACUUCAGGUGGGUGCUCUGCGCCAACCACACGGAGCCAGUCAAAGGCUUCCUGGGUCGCUACCUACGGAGGAAGCUGAUCGAGAUGGAAAUCGGCAGCCGAACGCGCAACAUGGAGCUGGUGAAGAUCAUUGACUGGAUCCCAAGGAUUUGGCACCAUCUCAACCGCUUCCUGGAGACGCACAGCUCCUCAGACGUAACCAUAGGACCUCGUCUCUUUCUGUCAUGCCCCAUCGACGUGGAAGGUUCCAGGGUCUGGUUCACUGAUCUUUGGAAUUACUCCAUCAUCCCCUACAUGCUUGAGGCGGUACGGGAGGGACUGCAGUUGUACGGCCGCAGAGCUCCUUGGGAGGACCCGGCCGCCUGGGUGAUUGACACCUACCCGUGGUCGGCCACGCCCACUCCAGCCGAUUGGCCCCCGCUGCUUCAGCUCCGCCCGGAGGACGUGGGUUUCGACGGCUACUCCGCCCCGAGGGAAGGUGUCCGGAAAGAGCCGCCUCAGAGCGACAGUGACGCAGACCCGCUGAUGAACAUGCUGAUGCGUCUGAAGGAGGCGGCGACCUCGUCCAGCCCUCAGAGCUACGACAGCGACUCCAACAGCAACAGCCACCAGGACGACAUCUUGGACUCCUCGCUGGAGUCCACGCUGUGAUGCGUUCAGGACGCCCGGGAAGGAUGGGCGUCGACAGACUUUGAGAACCCGACGCCCCACAAAAUCCAGCCACCUUAAUUUUGGGUGCAGGCAACCCAAAUAUUUAUACGCCAAGAAAAAAAGAAGAGACGAUUGCAUUUCAGAAGACACACAAAAAAAGCGACAAGUUUUUGCUGCACUGCGUCGGUUUUGUUUCGGUUUUAUUUAUUUGUUUUUCACCACUGUGGCCCCCCCCCCCCCCGCCCCGCGUGGCUCCUCGGAGAAGGAGCUGGACGUCAACGCGGACGGAACAGAAGCACACGGCCUGCGAGUGUUUGGCGACGUCGUCGUGGUCAAUUCUAAACCACGGUCCAGCCUGGUGGACCUGGUCAUGCUGCAGUGCGGCCGACUGGCCUGCAGGGGGCGACACAGGCCGAGUGUGUCUGCUGGCGGGCAGGACGCUGAUGUUGAGCCAAGUCUGCAUGUUCCCUCUGUGGAGACACACUUCUCAGCCUGUUUGUGUGUGGGAUGAUGAGUAUUAGGGGUGUACCGAUCAGUCCGAUAUCAGCAACAACAACAACAAGUAUCAGAUUAUAUCCACUAUCUCUGAUACAAGCACUCCUAUGGCUAGUUCAUCGCUAAAUGUCCUCCAAAGGACACGCAAAGUUCUUGUAUUUGAGUCAAGACACUUAAAAAGGUAUGAACUCGCAGCUACACAGCAGCUAAGCACACAAUCGCCGACAAGCUCGACAUGCGCAAUCAAUGUCCUUGAUUGAAAACGAAUGCGAUGAGGUGGCGACUUGUCCAGGGUGUACCCCGCCUUCCACCCGGUUGUAGCUGAGAUAGGCGCCAGCGCCCCCCGCGACCCCGAAAGGGAAUAAGUGGCAGAAAAUGGAUGGAUGGAUGCAGUUUAAAGCAAUAUAAGGAAGUAUUACAUAAUUACACUUCGACAUCCAGUAACAAACGUGUCCGCAUCGCUGAACUUGCUGCAUCAUGAGCUUCACUCGAUGAUUUUACUCCGUGUUGUCAAAAAAAUAUUUAAUUAUUUAAGGAUGACAUAACAUUCCAAAUGUUGAAUAAGAAAUAAUUUGUGUUUUUCCAUACAUUAUGUGUUGAAUUAAUGUCACUUAAUCCAGUAACACACGUGUCCGCAUCGUUCCACUUACUUAAAGGCCUACUGAAAUGAGAGUUUCUUAUUUAAACGGGGAUAGCAGGUCCAUUCUAGGUGUCAUACUUCAUCAUUUUGCGAUAUUGCCAUAUUUUUGCUGAAAGGAUUUAGUAGAGAACAUCGAUGAUAAAGUUCGCAACUUUUGGUCGCUAAUAAAAAAGCCUUGCCUGUACAGGAAGUAGCAGACGGUGUGCGCGUGACGUCACGGCUCCUCACAUUGUUUACAACCAUGGCCACCAGCAGCUAGAGCGAUUCGUACCGAGAAAGCGAAGAUUUCCCCAUUAAUUUGAGCGAGGAUGAAAGAUUCAUGGAUUAGGGAAGUUAGAGUGAAGCACUAGGAAAAAAAAAAAAAGGCGACAGCAGUGGGAGCGAUUCAGAUGUUAUUAGACACAUUUACUAGGAUAAUUCUGGAAAAUCCCUUAUCUGCUUAUUGUGUUACUAGUGUUUUAGUGAAAUUAUAAAGUCAUACCUGACAGUCGGAGGGGUGUGGUGACCGCCAGUGUCUCUGAGGGAAGCCGUGGAGGAGCCAAGAAAGUCGCAGCCGCCUCUUUGACAGCUGCAGGAGGACGCAAGCUCCACUCAUGUCUCCGGUAAGAGCCGACUUAUUACCACAAUUUUCUCACCGAAACCUGCCGGUCGACAUGUGGUAGAGAAACAUGUUGGCUUGACCGCUCUGAUCCAUGUUAAAGCUUCACAUCAAACAAAGAAA
Nerophis ophidion (straightnose pipefish) is the source of this 9534-nucleotide messenger RNA. It is a transcript of the gene nav2a, whose product is annotated as neuron navigator 2a. The transcript has 40 exons. Gene Ontology annotation, molecular function: ATP hydrolysis activity; ATP binding; protein binding. The record is from RefSeq and is a predicted model, not a curated record. Gene Ontology annotation, biological process: neurogenesis; nervous system development. NCBI's taxonomy places the organism in Eukaryota, Metazoa, Chordata, Actinopteri, Syngnathiformes, Syngnathidae. Bases 323 to 7678 code for a protein of 2451 amino acids.